Molecule: messenger RNA, 2277 nt
Organism: Microstroma glucosiphilum
Lineage: Eukaryota; Fungi; Basidiomycota; Exobasidiomycetes; Microstromatales; Microstromataceae
Exons: 4
Coding region: 74-2101 (675 amino acids)
Source: RefSeq, a predicted model, not a curated record
CCUUCUUCAUCCUCUUGCGCUCCGUCUUUGGCUUCUCGCCUUUUCCUCGCCAUUCUGGCUCAACCUGCUCAAGAUGGGCAACGAAGCUGCGUCUGAGGCAGAUUCCGCUCCUCCUGCUGCUGCGUCCAGCUCUGGUCUGCCCCCACGCAACAAGAACCAACUCCGGCUGCCCAAGUUCACCUCCAUCGAGCCACCCAACAAGGGUCAGAGCAAUGAUGGUCAAGCAGACAGCUCAGAUGAGGAAGAGAGUGGAGACUCUGCGGCCUUCUUUGCCGCCUCGUCUGCUCCUCAGACGCCCAAUAUCACAGAGGCAGCCCAGCAUCUGCGUCGAUCCCUCUCCAUCCAUGGGCUGCACGAACUGUCCAACAUGCCCUCCAAGGAGAUUCGUCGGUCCGUAGGCAACAAGGUGUGGAGACCCCAUGAUGAGAUUGCCAAGUUGCCAGGAGACUGGGAGCGACUUGCCGUUCACGUCUUUCGUGGUGGAGUUCGAGCUUGGAAUCUAGCCUAUGGAUUGAGAGCGACAAUCAUGCUCGUUCUUGCACUCAUCAAGGGUCUAAGAAGUCGCAAGCUCAAGGGGAAAGACUUGCGGAGUGCAGUCUUUUCCGUUCCCAACUUUCGUUUCGCACUCAUGUUUGCACUUUGGGCUAGUAUCUACAAGACCGUGCACAACUCCCUGCGACUGAUCACGCCCGUGCCUAGACGGCCGCCUAGGAAGUCUCAGUCUGUAGGCGCACUGGACACGGCCACGCAAAGUACACCUCCUCGUGCCGAGCCAGUACCCAUCAACACAGACCCCCGUCCGCACAGCAGCGACUACGGCAGUGGAGACGAGAGCACCCUCACCAGCGCCAAUCGGUCAGGCACUGCCACCCCCCGAAGCGGGUACGAGGAGCUCAAGGGCAAGAGCGAAGAGGACAAGGCCAAGACUAAGUCCAAGCAGAAGAAGCGAGCCUUUAUGAGCGAUCCGCGCAGUAAGAUUUGGCAUGCCUAUGUGGCCGGAGCAGUCAGUGCCGUGGCGGUCAUGGUGGAGACGAAAGAUAGUAGAGUCAGUCUGGCUCAGCAGCUCUUGGUGAGGGGACUGGAAGGGACGUACAAUGUUGCGCAUGAGAAGAAGUACAUCAAUAUCCCCCAUGGAGCGGUACUGGCAUUUGGUCUGGCCUGUGGGCAGAUCAUGUGGGCCUGGCUGAAUGCUCCGGAUACUCUCCCACGAGGCUACAUCAACUGGAUCACAAACGCCUCGAUGAUAGCGCCUUCAGCCCUGCCAGUACAUCGCGCAAUCACGAACAAGUCACCACUCGACGUCGACGCAGUCCUCAAGCCCUACUUUCCCUCUGGCAAGAUUCCCGACCCACGAAAGUCGUCCAGUGGAGCUCUGAGGUUUCCUCAUGUCCCACGGACCAAGAUCAAUCGUCGAGGUAUCGCUGCAGACAAUGUAGCUCUGAUUGCAGAGUGGGCAGAAAAGGCUCGAAAGGGAGACUUGGGAGCGACGGUGCCAUGCUCAUUGGUGCAUCCUUGGGAGAGUAGCCACUUCUGGAGCCCCUUUGAUCGCUUCUUUGAAGUCGUGCGGUGGAUCUUGCCGGUGUACAUGACCCUCUACUUUGUCCCAGCCGUCUUUCUGCGGACGGGGUCAUUCCUCAAGAACCCGCUGCGCGUCUUCCUCCGCUCAGCAUUCGGUUCCCUUCGCUCUUCCUCCUUCCUAGGCGCCUUUGUCAUCAUUUUCCAAACCCUAUUCUGCGCCGCCCACUCUCUACACGAUCGUAUCCUCCUAUCUCCUUACCUCUCCUCCAUUACCCCAACUUGGCUCCUCGCUUUCCUAAAGGGAACAAGCGUACAUUGGCUAGCAGGAUUCGCAACUUCCGCAUCGCUAUUCGUCGAUCAUGCUCGCAGGAGAGCAGAAUUGGCGGCGUAUGUCCUGCCAAAGGGAAUGGAGAGCGCUUGGAGUAUUGCGAGGAAAAGGGGAUGGGCACCAUUCGUACCCGGAGGAGAUCUACUGCUCACUAGCGUGGGUAUGAGUCUGGUCAUGGGCACUUAUGCCCGCAGUCCGGACCACCUCAGUGGACUGGUGAGGAGGAUCGUCUACCAGUUCAUCGGCAGGAAUUGAGUAGUGAGACAAAGGCUCAGCUCGUCGGGAGUGGACGAGAGGGUGAGGAAAGAGGGGAUGGCUGCUAGAUGACUAGAUCGGGGACGCUGAGGGGGUCAGGGGGGGCGGGACGUUUCUCCCGAGGCACGCUGCUGGUUCCCAGUCACAUGUAGAUAUCGAGCACACGAAUUUUCCAC